This is a messenger RNA of Bipolaris zeicola 26-R-13, 372 nucleotides long. RefSeq lists its product as uncharacterized. The transcript has a single exon. NCBI's taxonomy places the organism in Eukaryota, Fungi, Ascomycota, Dothideomycetes, Pleosporales, Pleosporaceae. The annotation marks the transcript as partial. The record is from RefSeq and is a predicted model, not a curated record.
UCAGUGCGGCAGAGAGAUUGUCAUGGGCCUCGCAUCGGAAUGUCACUAAAGAAGAGGAUGAGGCAUAUUCGCUCCUGGGUUUAUUUGACGUCAACAUGCCACUUCUAUAUGGAGAAGGGCGGGAGAAAGCCUUCUUCAGGCUCCAAGAAGCUAUCUACAAUGCCACAGCCGACCACUCGAUGUUCUUAUUUCGCCAUAGCCAACAUAGAUAUGACCAACCUCUAUUGGCCAGUUCCACGACAAGCUUCUGCAACAAACUGGAUUGCUUUCUUUGUUCCUCGCGAGAAAAUCGGAAUCCACCCUCGAGUUUUCGAUACUGCGAUAUUGUUGCAUCUGAGAGGUGGAGCACGCAAGCACAUGAACAAAUCAUGA